AACCCAUGGAAAACAUGGGAGAACACGCAAACUCCACUCAGAAAUGCCAACUGACCCAGCCGGGACUGGAACUAGCGAUGAGAACAUACCAGUGCUGACAGAAGGUGGCAGCAAUGCGCAAGACUUGCGAUACGCCUAUAGAAAACUGCAGAAGAAGAAGCGGUAAAAAAUAAAAACAGAAGGAAAAUGCCUGACAUAAAUGAACCACAGGCUUUAAUUAAAAGAUUCAAUUUACCCUUUUUCAUUUCAAACACAUGAGGCUAACAAAAAUUGAAGAAACAAGGAGAGCGACAUCCAAACAAUGGCUCACAUCACAAUUAAACUGAGAGGUCAAAAGCCUCAACCAAACCCCUGGCAUGCAGAUGCUACUUUAUUCACAUGCCCUUUCUGCACAAGUGACGUAUAUAAACCAAGACAGUACCAUCAAAUAAUGGCCCAUUUAGCUGGACAUAAACUGAGGGCUGUUGAAUAUGGAGCUCAAGUUAUAUACGGCUGCAACCUUGGCUGUGGAGAAAAGACCAGACAUUUUCAUUGCUGCGAGUGUCCCAAGAUGUUCACCAAUAAAAAUCACCUUAGAAUUCAUCUCUGUAGCGCUCAUCCGAUAGCCACGAAACCGCCCAAAUCUCCUUUGAAAUCUCAACCAGCAUCUCAUCCACAUAUAAUUGAAUCCCAGCAACUGGAAGAUGGUCCACAGGAAUCACCAGCUCCUCCAGUGACUAAGAGAAAGCAAAUCUCUAUGCCAUGUUUUCAUGGGCACAUCACAGUUCAACUGAGAGGUCAAGAGCCCCGACCAAACCGCUGGCAUGCAGAUGCUACUUUAUUCACAUGCCCUUUCUGCACAAGUGACGUAUAUAAACCAAGACAGUACCAUCAAAUAAUGGCCCAUAUAGCUGGACAUAAACUGAGGGCUGUUAAAUAUGGAGAUCAGGUUAUGUACUGCUGUAAGCUAGGCUGUGGUGAAAAGGCCAAACAUUUUCACUGCUGCCAGUGUCCCAAGACUUACAGCAAUAAAGAGGAUCUAAAAAGGCAUCUUUGCAGCACUCAUCCUGUAACUAUUAGUACUCCAAAACUUCCUUGUCAAAAACAAGAACCUCGCCCAUCAGCAGAACCUCCCUCGGAAAAAACAGCGUCUCAUCUGCAAAAACCUGAUUUGAAGCAACCUAAACCUCCUCAACUAAAAUUAGCAGCUAGAAGAGAGAAGAUGAAGAGAAAGCAAAAAACUGCGGAUGGUCCUUAUGAGCAUGUCACGGUUAAGAAGAAAGGACAACAGCCUCAACCAAACCCCUGGCAUGCAGAUGCUACUUUAUUCACAUGCCCUUUCUGCACAAGUGACGUAUAUAAACCAAGACAGUACCAUCAAAUAAUGACCCAUAUAGCUAUACAUAAACUGAGGGCUGUUGAAUAUGGAGAUCAGGUUAUAUACAGCUGUAAGCUAGGCUGUGGUAAAAAGGGCAGACAUUUUCACUGCUGCCUGUGUCCUAAGUCUUACUGCCUUAAAGAGGAUCUAAAAAAGCAUCUUUCCAGCGCUCAUCCUAUAGCUACCUGCACACCCGACCCACAAGCAGUAAGUCACACACUACAAGAACCAUCUCAUCUGCAAGAACUUGAUUCACAGCAACAUGAACCUCAUCAACUAGAAUUAGCAGAGAUGGAGAGAAAGCAAAUAUCCGUGCAAGGUCCUCAAGAGCAUGUCACAGUUAAGAAGAAGGGUCAAGAACCUCGACCAAACCCCUGGCAUGCAGAUGCUACUUUAUUCACAUGCCCUUUCUGCACAAGUGACGUAUAUAAACCAAGACAGUACCAUCAAAUAAUGGCCCAUUUAGCUGGACAUAAACUGAGGGCUGUUGAAUAUGGAGAUCAAGUUAUAUACAAAUGUAGCCUUGGCUGUGGAGAAAAGACCAGACAUUUUCACUGCUGCCAGUGUCCCAAGACGUACAUCAAUAUAAGUGACCUAAAAAGGCAUCUUUGCAGAGUUCAUCCCAUAGCGCCGUCUACUCCAGAACCACAGCCUGGAUCUCCUCUCUCCUCAUUCUCUGUAUCUCCGGUUGGUAGUCCACUACAGGAACCUUCUUCUCUAUUACCAGCACCGAACUUAUCAGCGAAGAUUGUUAUAAGAAAGCGAAUCGUACAAUGUCCUCACUGUGGACUCAAUCUGAAUUCGAAAAACUUGAAGAAACACAUAGAGCGCAAGCAUCAGACAUCCACGCAUCCUAUUGCUUCAACCUUACCAGCACAGUGUGUGGAUAAAAAGAAUGGAAUAUAUGUCGUGUCAGAGUCAUUUUUGGAGCCCUGCACCCUCGUCCACGUAGCCAAAAGGUUUUGGGGCUCAACCCACAAGGUUAUGUGCGAAAUGGACAUUUGCAACAGUCGUGUUGCAAUGGCACAAAGGAACCAACUUUUGGUCAGACAAUGUUUGCACCUGAGCUCAGUAGACUAUUGCUGUGCUGUUGCUCCUACGGAAGGUCUAUCAGAGGAGGUGCUGGAUCAGAUGGUGGACCAAAAAUGGUUUGACAACAUAACGAAAAACCAAUGCCUCAAGCAGCAAAACCGCGCUAAAAGUGAAGGAGCGACAUUUACUAGCCUUGUUACUAUCGGAGGAUCCGACAACAUGUAUUAUAUAUCAAUAUUUGAGCCAGAGGUGGCACAUUACUGUAAAUUGGGCAGAGUCUUGGUGAAUUACAAUGCUAAGACAAACACUUGGGAUUGCCCUUGUAGCGAAUCUGGAAACUCCUGCCUGCACAAGAGUAUUGCAAAGUGGUGUCUCUUUCAAAUGAAGAAGCAGCUCUUCAAAACAAUGCCAAACGCAGAGGAAGAGAUUGAAAAAGAGCUACAGGAGGCAGAUGGAUGACUCUAACAAUAUCUGAAUGCCUAGAUUAGAAGAUGGAGUUAACUUGUUACCAGAAGUUCGGCAGUUGGACCACGCCUCACUUUGCCUCCUUAACCAAUCAUCUACUCCCUAAAACUUAUUUAAGGCAGACUAGCCCUAUUCGUCCUGUUCUCUCAAACCCACCCUCCCACUCUCUAUUUGCUUGUAUCCCAUUGGCAAUACAUUAACCCUCACUUCCCUUCUAGGUUGAAUCGGGGGAUCCAAUAACCAAAAUAUUACAGAGACGGUACCCUCACUCUGAAUCUCAGAUCAUCAUCAUUGGACACACGUUAACCUACCUACUGUACCUGUUACUUCCGUUCCCCUACAUCCUACUGUUCCCUUACCACCCCUUUUCAUCCCUACAAUAAAGCCUAGCUCAAAGUGUGGCGAGGUCCAUGCUGGUGAAAUCAGAUUUAACAAAAAAUGCAGCUGUUUGUUAAAAAUGUUUCCUUGAAAAUCUUUUAAGUUUGUGAAUCUUGAACAAAAUUCAAUACAAUUUAAAUUCAUGGCCCUGGAAAGGUUUUGAAAAUAAACAUACAUGUAGACGUUU
Danio rerio (zebrafish) is the source of this 3419-nucleotide messenger RNA. The record is from RefSeq and is a predicted model, not a curated record. Lineage: Eukaryota; Metazoa; Chordata; Actinopteri; Cypriniformes; Danionidae.